Messenger RNA from Clupea harengus (Atlantic herring), 951 nucleotides. RefSeq names its product caspase-8-like. The record is from RefSeq and is a predicted model, not a curated record. The transcript has 5 exons. The coding region runs from base 1 to 951 and encodes 316 amino acids. Lineage: Eukaryota; Metazoa; Chordata; Actinopteri; Clupeiformes; Clupeidae.
AUGAAAUUCUUGGAUGAAGCUCAAGGCACUGCCGUCACUAGGCGUACAAUUGAGGGCACCAACGACGACGGUGAUCUUGCGAAUUUGUUGCUUCAAGCUUUUGAGGGUGAUGUAGUCUCUAAAACAAAAGAAAUUAUGAGGUUCAUCGGAUGUAACUUCACAGCUUCCAAACUGCGCGAAGAUUAUCCAAAAAGUAUUGAAAUCCAGCAACUCAGUGAUCCCACUCAGGUGUACAGCAUGAACAGCAAACCCCGUGGAACAUGUGUGAUCUUCAACAAUGUCAACUUUUUUGCUAAAUCGAAACGCGAAGGAUGCUCUAAAAAAAAAUUUCAAUGGCUUGGUUUUCAUCCUGUUGAUAUCCUGAAAGACAAGACGGUGCAAGAGAUGGAAAACCACCUGGAAGAUCUCAGCAAGAGGGUGACUGGAGACUGCUUCGUCUGUUGUGUGCUCAGCCACGGCAAUGAGACAGGUGUGAAUGGAUCUGAUGACAAAAUCCUUUCCAUCGGGGAUAUACUCUCUCCAUUCAGCGGGGACAGAUGCCAAGCGUUGGCAGGAAAGCCCAAAGUGUUUUUCAUCCAGGCAUGUCGAGGUUUGGCGAUGCAGGACAAGGUCCAGGCAGAUGACAGUGACAAUAGUCUUGAUCGCAUCAUCUCCAUCCCCAUUUAUGCGGAUUUCCUCCUCUCCAUGUCCACCUUCGAAGGCUUUGUGUCAUGCAGAGAUCCUGAGCAAGGCACCUGGUUCAUCCAGUCUCUGUGCAGGCAACUGGCUGAGUCAUGCCCAAAGAGUGAGGAUAUCUUGUCGAUCCUAACUAAAGUCAACAAUGAUGUCGGUGAAAGGGAGGCUUUUCUCUCCAAGGACCAGGCAAAAAGGUUCUGCAAGGAAUCGGCAAAGCAAAGCCCUGAGUCAAGAUUCACCUUGAGAAAGAAGCUCGUCUUCCAUGUGCCUGAAUGA